This is a messenger RNA of Thunnus maccoyii (southern bluefin tuna), 2349 nucleotides long. It is a transcript of the gene htr2b, whose product is annotated as 5-hydroxytryptamine (serotonin) receptor 2B, G protein-coupled. Bases 168 to 1577 code for a protein of 469 amino acids. The record is from RefSeq and is a predicted model, not a curated record. Gene Ontology annotation, molecular function: G protein-coupled serotonin receptor activity; neurotransmitter receptor activity. NCBI's taxonomy places the organism in Eukaryota, Metazoa, Chordata, Actinopteri, Scombriformes, Scombridae. Gene Ontology annotation, biological process: chemical synaptic transmission; regulation of behavior; G protein-coupled receptor signaling pathway, coupled to cyclic nucleotide second messenger. The transcript is spliced from 3 exons. Gene Ontology annotation, cellular component: dendrite; plasma membrane.
AUAUAUUGCACAAAGGGAUGUAGCGUCCUGUGCACUGACCCUGAGCUGUCCCGCCCUACCCUCUGCCCUUGCCUGUGGGACCCAGUGACCAUGCUGACCGAGUCUCAAACACCAGAGAGAUCAGAGCCCAGACCCACGCUAAGGCCCGCUGUAACCUGUGCAGCACCAUGUCCCAGCCAUUCGCGGCUCCGCUCGAGGCUAACGGCUCACGACCAGAAGCGUCUGGGGUUCAGCUGAAAUGGGCCGCCCUGCUUAUUGUCAUGGUCAUCAUCCCCACUAUUGGAGGUAACAUCUUGGUCAUUCUUGCUGUGUCACUUGAGAGAAAGCUGCAGAACGCCACCAACUAUUUCCUGAUGUCGCUUGCUGUGGCUGAUCUACUGGUGGGACUCCUAGUGAUGCCCAUUGCCCUCAUCACUGUUCUCUACAACUCUGGCUGGCCUCUCCCGGACUUCCUCUGUCCUAUUUGGCUCUUCCUGGAUGUGCUGUUUUCCACCGCAUCCAUCAUGCAUCUAUGCGCCAUUUCACUGGACCGCUACAUUGCCAUCAAGAAGCCAAUCCAACACAGCCAGUACAAAUCCAGAGCCAAAGCGAUGGUCAAGAUAGCACUGGUGUGGCUUAUAUCCAUUUGUAUAGCAAUCCCGAUUCCGAUCAAGGGGCUUCAGAACUACCAUCCUCACAACAACAUCACCUUCAACAGUAACCACACAUGCCUGUUGAAAACAGACACCUUCCGGGAAUUUAUCAUGUUUGGCUCCAUGGCAGCAUUCUUCAUCCCUUUGACCAUCAUGAUGAUCAUCUAUCUUCUUACUGUCCAGGUGUUGCGCAAAAAGGUUUAUUUGCUCAGGUCAAAGGUGACUCAGCGUUUUAGCUACCCAACGAUCGCCACAGUUUUUCAAAGGGAACAGGCUGUGACCUCACCUCAAGCUGAGCAGCUGAACAUGCUGGACAGCAGACUUCCCAGGACUCAAGAAAAACCAAAUACUGGGACCCCAAACUCUCCUACAGGAGAUGACAUGCCCUUUCGGAGAAUGUCUACCAUGGGUAAGAAGUCAAUCCAGACUCUGAGCAAUGAGCAGCGCGCCUCAAAAGUGCUAGGCAUCGUCUUCCUCCUGUUUGUAGUCAUGUGGUGUCCCUUCUUCAUUACUAAUAUCACCUCUGUGCUAUGCACCAGCUGUGAUGUUAAUGUAAUCGCCCGCCUCAUGGAGAUCUUUGUUUGGGUGGGUUAUGUGUCAUCAGGAAUCAACCCAUUGGUCUACACCCUAUUCAACAAAACUUUCAGGCAGGCGUUCACACGUUACAUCACCUGCAAUUACAAUAACUCUGGGCCAGGAAGGCACCCAAGGGCAUCAAAUGCAGAUUGGACCCUUACGAGAAUUUCAUUCAGAUCUUCCAUGGCAGAAAACUCUAAACUGUUCAUGAAGCGGGGAAUGAAGAAUGGCAUUGGAGCAGUGAGCUACCAAAGUCCACUGAGGAGCCGGAAGGCACCUGUACAGUCAUCCAAUGGUGUUGUGUUAGACACAAUGCUCUUGACUGAAAAUGAAGACCGUAAGCAGGAGGAACAUGUUAGUUGUGUCUAGAGCUACUUGAAAAAAAUAUCCGGUCAAAGGAAGCACUCGGAAGUGUUUUAUUUCCUUAAAAACAAAAUUCUUGCCUCACAACAAAAAAUUAAAAAAGCAGGAUUGGAAUUUGAUGUUACUUUCAAUCUAAUUGACCAAUUGUAAUGUACACAGACAGAAGCCAAACAGGGCUAUAAUAUCAAUUAUGAUCAUUUCAGAAACACUAUGCUACUCUUCAAACUCAGCCAAACUCUUCUGUUACAUAUGUGAAUAGAUAUAGUCAAUACAUUAUUCAACUGGCCUCCAAAAUAGGCCACAUUAAGAAUGUGAAUUCUCAAAAGAUACAAGGACAGUUGAUAGGGUAGUAAAAGAGAGUUUGAGUUUUCAAGCUGUGUAAAACAGUAACUUUGAGAUAACCUGUACCAGGUCAAACACACUCUAUGAAAGGUCAACAAAAUUUAGACAACUAGACAAAAAUACAUAACGGAGACGCUAUGACAACCUGGAAACUCUGUGAAUGCAGAAUACAAUAUGCAGUAUACCUAUGCUGAUUCUUUUAACUUGGGCUAUCUGAAUGUGUUAUAAACCAUCUCAAACCACAUGCUUAUGUUUUGUUGAGACAGCCAGAACUCUACCUUUCAAAUAUCUUCUGCAACAAACACAUGAAAUGCACUGCACACUUGAAAUGAUAUGUUGUAUUUGCUGGACCUUUGGGAAGUGCUUUUGUAUGUGUAUUACUGCCAAAUGUUUUAACUAUUCAAAAAGGUUUCUAUAUAUAAGACUGUAAAUAAAA